This is a messenger RNA of Ictalurus furcatus (blue catfish), 2504 nucleotides long. Its product is annotated as interferon-inducible GTPase 5-like. Lineage: Eukaryota; Metazoa; Chordata; Actinopteri; Siluriformes; Ictaluridae. The transcript is spliced from 2 exons. Gene Ontology annotation, cellular component: membrane. Gene Ontology annotation, molecular function: GTP binding. The coding region runs from base 724 to 1875 and encodes 383 amino acids. The record is from RefSeq and is a predicted model, not a curated record.
CUGGUGGCUAUUAUUAUCUUUAACCCUGUUUAACAGGUUAGCUGGCAUGACUGGUUCAUACUUGCUAUGCAGAACUGAGUAGUGUGAACUCUCAUUAUAUUAAUGGCUGAUGCAGUCUGCUAAUUAUUCAUGAGUUCUGGAUUGUGAUUAGGGUCAGAAAGUGUUGAUUAGUUCUUUAUAACAGCAGCUCUGACUGUAGCACAGGUUUAUAUUAAUGUGCUUGUUCUGAUACGUUAUGGUUUCUAUAGUAACAGCUCGUUCACAGGGACGUGUUCAGCGCACGCUCCACAUAAACUGAUUAAUUAAUGUGUUAUUGUUGAUAUGUUGAUAUUUUCUGUGAAAUUUUCUGUGUUUUUAAAAUUUUUAUGGAAGGAGUCUCUAGUGUCAAAUGGAGAAAUCUAUCUAGGUGUGUAUAGGGUUAAUAAAAAUUAGCAUAGUACAGUUUCCUUUAACACGGAGAAAUACCAGUGCUGUGAUGGGGUGGAAGCUGUGUGUUGGAAGAGUGAAAACACCCAUACGUGUAGAGGUGUGACAUGCCCGGUGUAAAGUCCCCACCUAACAUCAGUGUGCUGACUCGCCUCACAGCACAGUAGAGAAUGUUCCAGAUGGCUUUCAGACUCCACACUGUUCCAGAACGAGCCGAAGAUCAACAAACAGCAGCAGUAGGAACACACACCACGAACGCAGCUGCAAGAUUCUAUCCUGACCUAACAUCUGUACACAAUGGCCAGUGAAGAUCCUGAAAAAAACGCAGCACUACAGGCCUCAGGAGAGUCCACUUUAAAAAAAGCAACCAAAAAAGCACGAAAGCAAAUCGACCAGUUAUUUAAUAUCUCACUUCACAUCGCUGUAACUGGAGAAUCAGGCACAGGAAAGUCAUCUUUUAUCAACGCAAUCAGAGAGCUGGACAAUGAUGAAGAAGGUGCAGCUAAAACUGGAGUUACUGAAACCACAACAGAACCAACACCUUACGAACAUCCCACAAUGCCCAACGUGAUGCUUUGGGACCUACCUGGAAUUGGAACUCCAAAGUUUAAGGCUCGGAAAUACCUUAAACAAAUGCAGUUCAACAGGUACGACUUCUUCAUCAUCGUCUCAUCCGAGAGAUUCAAAGAGAAUGACAUCAUGUUGGCCCAAGAGAUCAGAAAAAGAAAAAAGCUCUUUUAUUUUGUGAGAUCUAAGAUAGACAAUGAUAUUCGAGCAGAAGAAACAAAAAAGAGCUUUAACAAGGAAGAAACACUCUCACGAAUCAGAAGAAACUGCCUGGAAAACUUGAAGCAAAUUGAAAAUCCAAAUGUUUUCCUUAUUUCCUCAGAGGAUAUUAAAGCGUUUGAUUUUGAAAAGCUCAUUGAAACUCUGAUGUCAGAUCUCCCACAACAUAAACAGUCUGCUCUGCUGCAGUCAGUGCCCAUCACCUCCGUGGCUAUGCUAAAGAAAAAGGUGAAAAUGUUUGAGAAAGCAGCAUGGGCUGCAGCCCUUUGCUCAGGUGUCAUUGCAGCAGCUCCAGUACCUGGUCUCUCAGUGGCAUGUGAUGCGAGUAUUUUAGUGGCUUUCUUUACAAGGUGCUACUACUCCUUUGGCCUUGAUGAUAAAUCACUUAAAAAACUCUCAGAACGAAUUAAUAAACCACAGUUGGAAUCUUUCAUAAAAUCACCUCUUGUAUUGGCUUUGACGACAAAAUCCACCGCAAGACUGUCGCUGUCUGCUUUAGCCGGAGGAGCAGCGCUGGAAUAUCUAUGCAGCUUGGUGCCUGGUGUAGGAAGUGCUGCAGCAGCGGGGAUAUCUUUUGUUUGUACAUUAAUGCUUUUGAAGAAUGGCGUGAAAGAGCUUGAAAAUGCAGCACUGAUGGUGCUGAAAGAGGCGGGGUUACAGUGACAAUGGAGCGCUGACAUUGAAGUGAAAAACGAAGUAAUAAAAAAAUGCAAUGAUCGUGUUUCAAAUUGAAUCAGAAGCAGAACGUUUGGCUCACAAACUAAACCCUUUUUGUGUUUUUUGUAAAAAGCUAUAUGACAAUACUUGGUUAUAAUCACUGAAGAAUCUAUCAAGAGUUUUAUUUAGGACAUUAGCUAAAAUAUUCUCAAUGUAUUAUUAUGGAUUAGCACUAUGUGCUAUUCAGCUAAACGAACACAUUCAAAUAGUGUAACUCUAGAACAGUGGUCACCAACCCUGCUCCUGGAGAUCUACCUUCCUGAGGUUUCAUGUCCAAACUGAAUCUAACACACCUGUUUUAACUGAUCAGGAACUUCUUAAGGCGAUGAUUAGCCGGUCACGUGGGCACCAUUAUGGUUGGAGCUAAAGUAGAUCUCCAGGACCAGGGUUGGUGACCACUGAUCUAGAAGGUCCUGAUGACUGGGUGUCUUGUCAGUAAAUGUAAAUGAUGUUAAGUGGUGCUCAAGCCUGCAGUAACCAGACACAUGUAUGCAUCUCAUCUCAACUCUGUUUGUACUAGAGAGAAAUCGAAGGCAUACAAGACUCUUGAUGCUUGUGGGCAUGUUCAAGACAUA